Cherax quadricarinatus is the source of this 6015-nucleotide messenger RNA. The record is from RefSeq and is a predicted model, not a curated record. NCBI's taxonomy places the organism in Eukaryota, Metazoa, Arthropoda, Malacostraca, Decapoda, Parastacidae.
AUGCUGGAUAUGGGUGCUGAAAGGAUUCUUGCUGAUAGAACUAAGUGGUACAGAUAUGUGGAUGACGUUGACGGUGAGAUGAGGUGUCAGGCACUGUCGUGCCCCUCACCCAACUGCAGCCACCCUGAGCCAACACCUGGCACUGACUGCUGCAACCUGAGGUGCCAGGGAUGUGCCUUCCAGGGUCAGGUGUUUAAGAACGACCAGGUCUUCAAACACAACUGCUCGACCUGUGUUUGUCAGGAAGGUAACGUUACCUGUGAGGCCGUGGAGUGCCCAGACGUACCCUGCAGCCUGCCCACUCUGAAGGAGGGCACUUGCUGCCCCACCUGCCCACCCUGUCAACAUCUGGGCAUCAUCCUGCCCCCUGAGUACCGCUUUAUUGAUCCUGAUCGUCCCUGCACUCUGUGUGUCUGUCAUGAUGGAGAUGUGAGAUGUUUCCCAGAACCAUGCCCUGUGUUGCACUGCCUACCUGGCCAGCACCUGGUCACCAACACGGGGUCUUGUUGCCCUGUCUGUGCCACCACACCUGCUGCUGACACCAUGGCACCUCUUUCGCACCACUCUGCCUACCAGGACACUCAGCUGCAUACUGUCACUCAGAGCACUGUGUCUCACACUACAUCUCAGACGACUGUGUCUCACCCUCCCACUCCGAACACUGUGUCUCACACAACAAUUCAGGAUGUUUACACUCAAGCAGCAGGUCAUGUUGACCUUCAAAACAUUGCUAGCCCUCAAGAUCACACAAAUCCUCAAGAAACAACAGCUGGUUCGUACGUGGAACGUCUCCAGACAGAUGAACAAACUACCCAAUUCCCCUCAUUACUACAGUCUCUGAAUGACUCUGUCUUCACUGACAGCCUUGCAAAACAGUCCCCUACAAGACAAGCUACUGAAGACCUCGUCAACACUGAGACUACAACCUUUUAUACACCGACUACACUAGAUCCAGAAGUCACUGUAGACUCCAUCAACACUGAGACUACAACUUUAUUUACACUGACUACAGCAGUUCCGGAAGUCUUUUGGCGUAACAUUACAUUUGCUGACGAAAUCUACGACAGGAAGGCAAUGUUUGAUUCUGAGAGAGAAUUCAAUACAGCGGAACUUAUAGCUAGGGAGCCGGCGAUAGUUUCAAAGAAGAGGAUGUUAGCUAACUCCUCCUCGAGUGUGUAUGUUGAGAAAAAUGUACUAGAGAGCACUGCUGGAGUUCCAGUGGAAGCAUCUCAAGCCUUCAACACCUCAGACAAGAUAGCAGAGUUCACCCUCAAUAACGCAAACCAGUUUUCUUCUUCGGCUUCAAGUUCAGCGGUAACUCAGGUUUCUGAUAAAUCUGAAGGCACUGUGCCAAGUAUUGUCACAGAUGUUGAGGGUGAUGACGCUGUGCCAAGUGUUGUCACUGAUGUUGAGGGUGAAGGCACUGUGCCAAGUGUUGCUAUAGAUGUGAAAGAUGAAGGCACUGUGCCAAGUGUUGUCACAGACGUGGAGGAUGAUGGCACUGUGCCAAGUGUUGCCAAAGACGUGAAGGAUGAUGCCACUGUCCCAAGUGUCGUCACAGACGUGAAGGAUGAUAGCACUGUGCCAAGUGUUGCUACAGACGUGAAGGAUGAUGGCACUGUGCCAAGUGUUGCUACAGACGUGAAGGAUGAUGGCACUGUGCCAAGUGUUGCUACAGACGUGAAGGAUGAUGGCAUUGUGCCAAGUGUUGCUACAGACGUGAAGGAUGAUGGCAUAGUGCCAAGUGUUGCUACAUACGUGAAGGAUGAUGGCACUGUGCCAAGUGUUUCUACAGACGUGAAGGAUGAUGGCACUGUGCCAAGUGUUGCUACAUACGUGAAGGAUGAUGGCACUGUGCCAAGUAUUGCUACAGACGUGAAGGAUGGCACUGUGCCAAGUAUUGCUACAGACGUGAAGGAUGAUGGCACUGUGCCAAGUGUUGCUACAUACGUGAAGGAUGAUGGCACUGUGCCAAGUGUUGCUACAGACGUGAAGGAUGAUGGCACUGUGCCAAGUGUUGCUACAGACGUGAAGGAUGAUGGCACUGUGCCAAGUGUUGCUACAGACGUGAAGGAUGAUGGCACUGUGCCAAGUGUUGCUGCAUACGUGAAGGAGGAUGGCAUUGUGCCAAGUGUUGCUACAUACGUGAAGGAUGAUGGCACUAUGCCAAGUGUUUCUACAGACGUAAAGGAUGAUGGCACUGUGCCAAGUGUUGCUACAGACGUGAAGGAUGAUAGCACUGUGCCAAGUAUUGCUACAGACGUGAAGGAUGAUGGCGCUGUGCCAAGUAUUGCUACAGACGUGAAGGAUGAUGGCACUGUGCCAAGUAUUGCUACAGACGUGAAGGAUGAUGGCACUGUGCCAAGUGUUGCUACAGACGUGAAGGAUGAUGGCACUGUGCCAAGUGUUGCUACAGACGUGAAGGAUGAUGGCACUGUGCCAAGUAUUGUUACAGACGUGAAGGAUGAUGGCACUGUGCCAAGUAUUGCUACAGACGUGAAGGAUGAUGGCACUGUGCCAAGUGUUGCUACAGACGUGAAGGAUGAUGGCACUGUGCCAAGUGUUGCUACAGACGUGAAGGAUGAUGGCACUGUGCCAAGUAUUGCUACAGACGUGAAGGAUGAUGGCACUGUGCCAAGUGUUGCUACAGACGUGAAGGAUGAUGGCACUGUGCCAAGUAUUGCUACAGACGUGAAGGAUGAUGGCACUGUGCCAAGUGUUGCUACAGACGUGAAGGAUGAUGGCACUGUGCCAAGUAUUGCUACAGACGUGAAGGAUGAUGGCACUGUGCCAAGUAUUGCUACAGACGUGAAGGAUGAUGGCACUGUGCCAAGUGUUGCUACAGACGUGAAGGAUGAUGGCACUGUGCCAAGUGUUGGUACAGACGUGAAGGAUGAUCCAGCAGUCUCCAGCAAGACAGUACAGUCAUCCAGCCAACAUUGUUUACUUGAUAAAAUUAAUAAACUGAGAGCAUCAAAAACAAGAAUUAGAUACAAAGUUACCAUCAAGAAGUCAAGACGAGAGAACUCUACUGAGGAGAAAUAUACUGCAGACAGUGAGACAGCCACUGUAGACAGUGGAACAGUCGAAGCAGACAGAGACAGUGAAAUAGUCACAGCAGACAGAGACAGUGAAACAGUCACAGCAGACAGAGACAGUGAAACAGUCACAGCAGACAUAGACAGUGAAACAGUCACAGCAGAUAGAGACAGUGAAACAGUCACAGCAGACAAAAACAGUGAAACUGUCACAGCAGACACCAAUAAGAGAGAGACACAGAGUGACACACCCGUACACAGAAGACAAGAGAACACGGCUCCAGGUUCCUUCACUCUCACUGUUCUUCCUUCUACCAGUGAAACCUUGAACACCAGAGAACAAACCUCAGUUUCCUUCCCGACAGCAGACUCGAGGUUCUCACCGGGUGUAACCCGACGACUGCAGUACCUCGACAGUUAUCCUGACAUCAAGGAGCUCCUUCUUGACGGAACAAUAGAGAUAAGUGGCAAUGAUGCCAAAGUCUUACAGAGAUCAGUGGCGUCAGUAACAGCCAAGGAACGCAGUGGAACAAAUGAAGUUCCUCAGCCAAUACAAAUAACCAAAGGAGCUCAAGAUAUAACAACUCAAGAACCAAUGUUGUGGCUUCACUCUUCACUAGAUGCAGCUCUGGUGCCACCAGCUUCUCUCCCUGUGAAGUCAAUAUUAUCAUCUAAAGAGCGUUUUCUACUGCUGACUGAGAGUCACAGUGAAGGUAGAGAGCUGGAUCAGUUUGCUCCUUCAGCUGCUGCUACAGUGCUAACCACGACGAUUUCACCUCCAACCUGGACAAGUUACGCCGAUGCUGCUGAUUCACUUGGCUAUGUAGAAAUUGUAGACUCCACUACUGGUGGACCUGUCUCGUCAUUCUUCAUUUCACCUGCCUCUUUAGAGAACCGGAAACCCAUGCUUGUUUCUGCGGGGGUUUUCAACGUUAAGGCAGUUCCUGUGACAGGGAUAGCUGGUACCGCAAGUGUUCCCACUACUGACCUACUGCCAACACAAGACACUACUACACCUCCUGUGGCUGUGGUGGCACCUUCUGCCACAAAAAUUCCCUCUACCGUGGUGCUGCCAACCCCUGACUCCACACACAUCGCAGCUACAGUCACACCCUCGUCACAGCUGACGACAGAUCGUCCCACAGGGUCAUCUGAUAUUUCUUUGGUGACACAAGCAUUACCUUCAUCUGAUAGUUUUUCUCUGAAGCUUUCCUUAGACACAACCUUAAGCUCUUCCAGUAUUGGAAAGACUGAUUCCAUACGUCGAAUAAUAGGUCUUAACGAAUUUGAAAAUACUGAAUACCGCAAUGAAGAGAGGAACAUAAUACCUACUUUAAUAACUUAUUCACAUGUCCCGUCUGUGCCCAGUUCUCAGCAGUACACUUUGUUUGUCAGUACUGAGCAAUCUGAGGCCUCGACUGAACCAGCUUUACCACAAGAACCCGACUCAGAACUGCACUCAGAACUUGUUCACGAAAACAAAAGUAGGAAGAUGACACACAUACCAGGCACAACACCGUCAGUACCUUCGUCUGUCCAGGAGCUUGAUGUCAGCGCGGCGUCAGUCGCUGGUGAAGCGGAUCAUCGCAGCUUGAAGACGACUUAUAAUAUAAGGUUCUAUAAGGAGGACACUUCAAAUUAUCACUUAAUACCUAACCUGACGACACACAGGACCACGACAACCCCACAUACGAUGACUGACACAGUGACUUCAACAUACCCACAGCCUCAAACAACGACACAUUCAGCGAUAACUUUGCCAGUACCUUCGAUAACUGUCUCCCCAGACACUACUACUACGACUACCACCUCUCCCAUUACCCUUCAGAGUCCCACAACGACAACACUGCCUGCAACAACGACCACUAGCUCCUCACCUGCUACUAGUACGACCUUUACUGGUACCUUACAUGGGUCGUGUGAGCCGGAGGAGAUAGGCAAGACCUUCACCCAACCUGAGGACCCUUGUACCGCCUGUACAUGUUCGAGCGAGCAACAGUGGGAGUGUGUGAAGACAGUGUGUGAGGACCUUGACUGUCCCUCAGAGGAGCUCCACCUGGAAGAAGGACAAUGUUGUCCUGCCUGUAAAGCCUGUGAGGUACAAGUGGGCCCAGAGCUACGUCAGUACGGCGAGGGCCAGAGCUGGCACCCUCCUUCCCAGCCUUGCACACUCUGCGUGUGCCACAGAGGCGUGCCCACCUGCGAGCCCACCCUCUGCCCACCCCAGCAACAGUACCCACCACCAGUCGUCACCCCAGGACGCUGCAGGGGAGUCAGAUGCUUCAGGAGACUGUGUUUCCCUGGUCAGGAGGAGAGGCUGCCCCCAGGCUCCUGCUGUCCAGUCUGUGCCCCAGCCAGUCGUGGGUGUGUGUUAUGGGGACGGCACCUGCGUACCUUCGAUGGUGUGUUGCUACACCACGCCCACGCCCACUGUGUCUACACCCUGGCCACCCACUGCACCACCAAACUCUUUACUGUCUACACUAAGUUUGUUGGAGAGAGCAGAGGAGUGGUGGUGAGUGUUGUUGUUGAAGACUUACACCUGGAGCUGGGUGCUGAUGGCACUGUGCUGCUGGAUGGUGCCACUGUACACUUGCCUUACCUCACACACAAAGUGGCACUCUACACUCUCCACGGCUCUGUUGUGCUGGUCACAGCUGUGGGUUUACAGGUGGUGUGGAGUGUGGGUGGGCAGGUGGAGGUGCAGGUGGGAGGUGAGCAUGGUGGAACCACCUGUGGUCUCUGUGGUAACUUCAACUACCUCCCUCAGGAUGAUCUCAGGCUUCCCUCAGGUGAAACCUCUCAGAGUGUGGAGGAGUACCUUGAGAGUUGGAGUAUAGGUAAAGAGUGUGCAGCUGAGCCUGACUCCCAUCACUGCUCCUCAGCAUCCUCGUCCUCGUCAGCAUCCUCAGCACACCUCGACCCAGCACACCGCCUCUGCUCAGUUUUAAAGGUACACAAGAUAAUGUUCGUUUAA